GUAACUUAAUUCCCACCCCCAACUCUUAAACCCUUCCUUUCCAACUUCCAUGAAUGCCCAUUGUUCUAGCUUUUGCUCCUACGCGCAUGGUUCGUCGCCCAGCUCCCGCGCUCCCCGCCAACCUUCUGGGCUCAAACGUCAACCAUUUCUUCUCCUCGCGGCGAUGCCCUUAUGCUCAGACUCUGUAAUUAGGUUCUGCAGGCGUGGCCUUCGCACAUACUCUUCAGUCAUUUUCCCCAAACUUGCUUCUUUCUCUUCUUCCUCUUGUGCGCUGCAAAAAAUCGAUGGUGGUGGGGAAGUCGAGUCGACCGUCAGUUCCAGUUACGACGACUUGCAGCGUGGAAUGCGAGGCCACGCUGCUUCAGGCGACCUCCGGCAAGCUCUGUGGACUUGGAAUUUGAUGAGGAACUUCCCCGGUAAGCCAACAGUUAAUGAUUUCAAUGCUUUGGUGCACAGUUAUUUGAAGUGUGGGAAUCGUUUCUCCGAUGUUUUGCUGGAAGUUUGUCUCCGAAUGAUGGAAAGCUCUGAGAUAGCACCGAAUGCCAUUACUUUUAAUUUGAUUGUUAAUGGCCUGGUGGCAGUUGGGAAUUUCAGAGCUGCGUUCUUUGUUCUGGGGCAGAUGUUUACCAGUGGGUUCCUACCAUCGUUUACACUUUUGUCCAGGUGGUUGAAGAAAUGUAUUGAAUCGAAUAGUUUAACGGAUUCCCUAGGUGUUUUUGAUGUUAUGUUGAUGAUGGACUAUGUCCCUACGGAACCAUCUGUCAAUAUGUUGAUUUGUAUGCUUAGCAAGAAUGGAAUGAUAAAGGCAGCAUAUUACGUGUUCUCCUCCCUUCUUGCUAAAGGUUGCUUUUUUGGGGUGUACACUUUGAAUCCGAUUCUUUGGACGCUGUGUAAGUCUGGUAAGACAUAUACUGCUCUGCAGCUGUUUUACUUGAUGAAGAAAACGGGUCUUGGACUAGAUGUAUGCUCUUAUACUGCUUUGGUUUAUGGCUUUUGUAAAGAAGGGUUGUGGGAAGAUGCUUGGUGGUUUGUUGAUGAAAUGCAAGAUAGUGGGUUGAAGCCUAGUCUCGUUACAUACACUGUGUUGGUUAAGUUCCUUUGUGUAAAUGGGAGGGUAGAAGAGGCAUUGAGGUAUCCGAGUUUAAUGGAGACGGAAGGAUGCAGUCCAGACUUGCUAGUGUAUAAUAUAAUUCUUCAAGAACUCUCUCACCUGGAUAGAGUGUUUGACAUUACUGUGCUCCUAGAUAUGAUUGUAUCUAAAGGAUACUCUCCUGAUGCUUACACCGUAGCUGUGCUAGGAGGAGGCCUUUUAAAAGCGGGAAGAGUUGGUGACUGUGUUGGAUUUUUGCUGGAUACCAUUUCAGAGGGCUAUCCUAUUGAUGUUGCCGUUUACAAUAUCUAUCUCCAGUGCUUAUGUAGCCAGAACAGAACAGCUGAAGCAUUGUCUUUGUUAGAAAGAAUGACUGGUGCAGGUUUCAUUCCGAGCAAUGUGUCGUAUAAUAUCAUUCUUAAUGGGUUUUGUAGGGAAAACAAAUUUAACAAGGCUGUGACACUCUUGAGCCAAUUCUUGCCUGAUGUAGUCUCUUUUAAUACAAUUUUGUCUUGGGCUUGCAGACAGAGGAGUUCUGAGAUUGUCGAAUGGAUCUUGUGUCGUAUGCAGAAUGAAGGUAUUACCCAUGAUGUCUUCACAUCAACUUGCCUCAUUCGAUAUUCAUGCAGAGUUGGAAAGGUUUCAGAAUGUUUGAAGCUUUUGGAUAACAUGUUGCUCAAUGGCCCUAAACCAACCAUAGUUACUUUUAAUGUGGCACUGCAUGAGCUUUGCAAGAGUGGUUCGCGUGAAAUAGCUUCCCGAGUCUUUGAAAAGUUCAGCAAUUCUGGAUUUCUGCCCAAUGCUGCCUCGUAUGAUAUUAUGUCGCGAGCUUAUGCCAGGACGCAUGCAACUUUUGCACCUGUUUCAUUUGUAAAGGGGUAUGGAUGA
Messenger RNA from Linum tenue, 1978 nucleotides. The record is from the annotation of a GenBank genome assembly. NCBI's taxonomy places the organism in Eukaryota, Viridiplantae, Streptophyta, Magnoliopsida, Malpighiales, Linaceae.